AUGUUUGAUGAAGGAUUCACUCAUUUACCAUCUCGAGAUAAUAUGAAACGUCGAAUAAAAAAAUUGCUUUUUAAUGAUAAUUUUCUAAUAUCACCAAACAAUUCAGAUUUUAUAUCAGUCUCAAUUGUCUUAUGCAAGGCUCUACGCCAAACUCAAUUCUUACGCUGUGACACCGGUCCAAGUAUUUCAUUCAAUACAUUUUUUGUUACAUUAUACAUUUUUGUUGUUUACUACAGUAGUAUAGGUGAUGAACAGUUUAAUAUUCUUCAACCUAUCCAUCGUGGUUUAGCUGAUGGAACAUUUAAAAUAGUUUCUGAAGUAUUUUAUCAAUUAUAUCUUAUACACGUGAUAUAUCGGGAUUGUGUGGUAUCUGCCAUAUGUGCAUUAUUACGUUGCAAAGAUGCUGUUAUAUAUCGUCGACUAAUCAAUAAAAUAUUUAAGGUUGCAUCACAAUGGACGCCUCAAUCAAUGAUGAUUGUUUUCAAAAGAGCUUGUAUUAAUGUUUAUGAACAACGUUUUCCAAAUAUCGUAUUAUCUGACUGUUACUUUUACCUACGACAAAAUCUUCGUCGUAAACAACAUGUAUUAUAUUACUCAUCAUGA
This is a messenger RNA of Rotaria sp. Silwood2, 603 nucleotides long. The record is from the annotation of a GenBank genome assembly. Lineage: Eukaryota; Metazoa; Rotifera; Eurotatoria; Philodinida; Philodinidae.